Salvia miltiorrhiza (redroot sage) is the source of this 2064-nucleotide messenger RNA. Its product is annotated as mannose-6-phosphate isomerase 1-like. Lineage: Eukaryota; Viridiplantae; Streptophyta; Magnoliopsida; Lamiales; Lamiaceae. Bases 467 to 1819 code for a protein of 450 amino acids. Gene Ontology annotation, cellular component: cytosol. The transcript has 5 exons. Gene Ontology annotation, biological process: GDP-mannose biosynthetic process; carbohydrate metabolic process. The record is from RefSeq and is a predicted model, not a curated record. Gene Ontology annotation, molecular function: mannose-6-phosphate isomerase activity; zinc ion binding.
CAUAAAACCUCUAUAUUAUUAGCUAAAGAGUUUCUAUAUAUAUGAAGAAAAAAAAACAUGAAAAAGACCUUAUCCUAUAAAUUAAUUUAAAAAUAUUGACUCAAGCAAGUUGGGUUGGCAUGCAAGUAACCAGAUGGGUCCCAAGAAUUCUGACGUAGCCUUGGUUUGUGGAAACUGUCAAACGCCGUUACUGCUAAAACUUUGUCAACUCGCUGACGCUUUGCGCCACCGACCCACCGAGUCAUCACCCGCCGUUUCCAAUCUAACGAUAACGCCAACAAUAUUUUGUUCCUCCGUCAGCUCCCUCUCUCUCUCUCUAGCCUUUCCCUCUCGAUUCGGUUGUCUUCAAAAACCGCUCUCUUUUCUCCAAUGGACUCAAUCUCCUUUCGUCCUCUACAGUCUACUCAAUUUCUUCUUCCUCCGAUUCCACUUCAUUUCUCUCUCUAGACUUUGACAUUCCAUUUCCAUGGGGGCGGAAAUUCCUGGAAUUGUCAGGCUCAAGUGCUCUGUUAAGAACUAUGACUGGGGAAAGCUCGGGGAAGAAUCGGCGGUGGCGCGGCUGUAUGCGAAGAACAGUGGGGAGGAGGUGGACGGAGGAGAGCCCUAUGCUGAGUUCUGGAUAGGAACUCACGAGUCAGGGCCGUCCUACGUCGUUGCAGCGGCGGAGGCGACUGGCGGAGUGAGGAAUAGUGGUGUGGAGGGGAGGGACGGCUGUGAUCGUAAGCAGGGGGAUUUUGUUAGUCUGAAGGACUGGAUUGAGAGGAAUCCGAGUGUGCUAGGGGAUAAGGUGUUGCAGAAGUGGGGACCUACUCUUCCUUUCCUGUUCAAGGUACUUUCAGUGGAAAAGGCUCUGUCGAUACAGGCUCAUCCUGACAAGGAUUUGGCUCCAAUUCUGCACAAGCAGCAGCCAGGAGUGUACAAGGACGGUAAUCACAAGCCGGAGAUGGCUUUGGCACUCACUGAGUUUGAGGCGCUGUGUGGAUUUGUUGGUCUUGAGGAACUUAAGACUGUUGUUCGCUCUGUACCUGAGAUGACUGAAGUGGUUGGUAAUUCAUGUGCGGUUCAAGUAUUGAACACUAGUGAAGACGAUGGGGAGAAGAAACUGAAAGAAGUCCUGCAAUCCUUAUUUACUGGUCUCAUGUUGGCUAGCAAGACUGUGAUAUCUGAAAUAAUUCCCAAGUUGAUAAGGCGGUUGAAUCUAAAAGGCCAGGUAAUGGAGCUGACUGACAAGGAAGAGCUGGUUUUACGGCUAGAAAAGCAAUACCCCGGUGACAUUGGUGUGAUAGCAGCCUUUUUGUUUAACUAUGUGAAACUGAACCCGGGUGAAGCUUUAUACUUGGCAGCAAAUGAACCACAUGCUUAUAUACAGGGUGAAUGUGUAGAGUGCAUGGCAACAUCAGACAAUGUUGUUCGUGCUGGUCUCACUCCUAAGAACAGGGACGUCCAAACUCUCUGUUCAAUGCUGACAUACAAACAGACUUUUCCAGAAAUCCUCCCCGGAGUUCCCACAAAUCCCUAUACCGUGAAAUAUAUCCCUCCAUUCGAUGAAUUUGAGGUCGACUGUUAUAAUAUUCCCGAGGAAGCAUCUACUGUUAUUCCAGCGGUUCCUGGUCCUUCUGUUUUUGUGGUGGUUGAAGGAGAAGGAAGCAUGCACGCUGGUUCUUGUAAGGAGGUGAUUGCCGAAGGUGAUGUGCUGUUCGCACCUGCAAGCACUGACAUCACUCUUGAAACUCUUUCAGCAUCCAUUGUGUAUAGAGCUGGAGUUAACAGCAGGGUUUUGGACAAAUCUGACAACUUCGCAGCAAAACUGGUGCUCUAGUAAACGGGCUCCUGUUUUUCCUAUAUGGAUCUGUCACGUGUAAAUUCACAACUAGUUAUACAUCACAUAUAGAAUAAAGAGAUAUGAAUUCAAGCGGAACGUGCCCAUCUCGCCACCAUUUUCUUAACUGGAAUUUUUUUAGUUUUUCUAGUUAAAAUAAGGCAAAAACUUGUGUAAUGUAACACACAAUCAUCGCAGUACGUGCAAUGAAUGGUUGAUGCUUCUACGUGAUUCAUCAUAUAAAA